Hydra vulgaris (swiftwater hydra) is the source of this 1020-nucleotide messenger RNA. RefSeq lists its product as uncharacterized. Gene Ontology annotation, molecular function: peptidase inhibitor activity. Lineage: Eukaryota; Metazoa; Cnidaria; Hydrozoa; Anthoathecata; Hydridae. The record is from RefSeq and is a predicted model, not a curated record. Gene Ontology annotation, cellular component: extracellular region.
GCAGAACUUAUUUAUUUUAUUGUAUAUAUGUUGUGCAAAUGUAAAAAUAUUUAUUGAUGAAAAAUUAUCAAUUGAAAAGAAAACAAUCUUAAAAGAUUUACUUUAAAUAGUUUGGUCAGCAUUAUUUGACUCUAAAUAUGCUGAACAUUCAAUCAUGAAUGUUGCGGCAAGAAAAAUUUGUGCUAACGUGUGUUUCGCUUUACUAUUGUUAUUUGAAGCAGUUUUUAUAGAGACAGGAUCAAUUAACUUUCACCAAAGAAGAAAAAGAGGGCUUUUAUCGCGAACAGGUAUUUGCCCAAGUCCAGUAAAUAACUUUGUAGUUAAAGAUACUCGGUUGAAUUUCUUUGGACUAAGCAUAACCUUACCUGGAGACGAGUAUCCUUCAUGCUAUGCAAAUGAGUGUUUAGAUGAUCAAGAAUGUAGCGGCGAUAAAAAAUGCUGUGUAAAUCAUUGUGGAGCACAAGUUUGUACUGAAGCUGAACGCGAACCUCAUCCUUGCCAGCUUUUCAAUUGCCCAGCUACAAUGGUUUGUAAAAUUCAGCGAGUAAGAUGCAUAGAUCCAUAUUGUCCCGAUCUGUUGGCUUUGCCACGCCCAGUGUGUGUAUCAGGCGGACCUUUGUACGAAAUUGGGAAGAGAUCUCGUAUACCUCGACCCAGUUUACAUUCAUACGAUUUACUAAGUAAAUUACAUAAUGAACAAAAAGAAGUAGUUUAUUCUCCAGAACUUGAAUAUGAUAAGAAUCAGGUCUACAAAAUUGGCGUGUAACUGUUAAAAUAGAGCAAUAAAAUAUUGAAGUGAUUAGAAAAUAAAAUUUUUUUUAAAUAUAACUUUAUCUAUGUACAAUAUUUUUAUCAACUAUAUUUUUUGUUUGUUUAGUUUAAAAUGUUUCAUUUUUUUCAAUGCAAAAAUCAUAAUGUGUAAAUUAUUGUUAUAUCACAUUCAUACAUUAUUUUGUUAAUCAACGAAACUGUAUAUUUAUGCACCAUGUUUCAUAAUUAAAUAAAAAUUUUUUACAAUAA